Molecule: messenger RNA, 2184 nt
Organism: Hevea brasiliensis (rubber tree)
Lineage: Eukaryota; Viridiplantae; Streptophyta; Magnoliopsida; Malpighiales; Euphorbiaceae
Product: transcription factor bHLH144
Exons: 3
Coding region: 1077-1802 (241 amino acids)
Molecular function (GO): protein dimerization activity
Source: RefSeq, a predicted model, not a curated record
UUUGUUGCUCACAGCACCCCACUCAUAUCUCCUGCACUUCCACUCUCUGUCUUUAUACUUUUUCUCUCUCUAUAGAUCUUCAGCGAAAAUCUUUUUUUUUUUUUUCCAGAUCUUCAGUUCUGAGCUUUGGGUUUCUGUUUUCUUGGACUCUUAUUAGGAAAAGAUUAAAAAUUAGUGGCAAGUUCAUUUACAUACUCAUUUGGAUUUGGUGGAGGAGAGCAACAUGCCGUGGGCUGCUUCAUUUGUGAAUUAUAGCAGGAACUGUGUUCGCCUGGUGGUCUUCUUUCGUGUUAUAAUCUAAUUUAGAUUGCUUUGGUAGUUGCUCUCCCUCUCCCUCUCCCUCUCCCUCUCCCUCUCCCUCUCCCUCUCUCUCUCUCUCUCUCUCUCUCUCUCUCUCUGUGUGUGUGUUUCUCUCAUGUCUCAAUGUGUUGUGGCAGAACUCAGAGAAGUGAAGGAAAUACUUCAUGUUUUUGCUUUAUCACAAUUUAGCUUACAAAAUGGAAAGUGUGAAAGGUCAAUUGUUUUGUUUUCUUUAAUCAUUGAAGGGCUUUGGGCUUAUUGUUGCAGGUAAAUCCUCUUUGAUUGGUGAAGGAACCCUUAUAUUUAGUGUAGUUUCUAUUUAAAAGCGGUUUGAGGUGCGAGAAUGUACAUUGCGGUAACCAUAAAGAGGUAUCGUGCUGUGAAGGAAGUAGGGAAGAUUAAAAUGAUAGUUGGGAUUACUGCGUAUUACCAAGUGAUGCAAGUUUGCCAGGCUGAAUAUUUCCGUCAGUUGCUGAAGCCUGUGACGUAGUCUAGCAUUACAAAGCUCUAGGGGAUUGGGUUUUGGGACAGAUUGCCUCUGGUUGUGUUUAUACAUAAGAAGGCAAUGACAAAGUCACGAAGAUGAACUGUUUGAUUCUGGUAGUUGUUCGUUUAGAAUAGACAGCUCUUUAUGCAGGAUGGCAAUGCAUUGAUUCGCUAUAUAGUGUUCUUCUCUUUUUAGGAACCUUCUUCCAAUUGGAAACCAAAUAAUCACCAACCCAAAGCCAAAAAAAUCCAUCAUUCUCUUUGACUUUUUAAUCCAAGGUGGGCGUCUGAUGCAGAGUGACCAGCAAUUUCAACCCAACAAGGCAGUGCCCCACUUUGCAAAUCAAAGGGGUAAUAAUUACAUGCAUAUUCCAGUUGCACCUUCUUUUGCUGCAGCACUACCUCCCACUGGAAAGCAUUUGAUGCCUGUUCAUGGCAUUGAAUUUCAACCUUCUGAGGUUUGCCCAAAGAAUUUCAUUAUUUUCGAUCAGAAUGAUCAUCGAAGCCAAAUUAUGUUUCAUCCUGCAGUUGCCCACAAAUUCAGUGGUCCUGGCUUAAAUAUGUGUGGAAGUUGCAACCCAGAGAAUUUUGAUAGAGAAGAGAUCAAUGGUAUUGAAAGAGAAGUAUCUUCUUCUUCUCUAAAAGAGGAUUCAGAUGAUAUUGAUGCAUUAUUGAGCUUGGAAGAGGAUGAACAGGAUGAAUAUGAUGAGGAAGAAGUUAGCACAGCACGAACUUAUGGAAAUCAUGGAAGCAACUCCCCUGAUUCGUACUCAACUUGUGGUUCUAAGCCCUGGAAAAAUGGAUCUUCAUCUAUUCAGAACUCCUCUGGAAAUGGUAGCAGCAUUAACAGUGAAAGGAAACGACAGAAGAUGAAGAAGAUGGUGAAGGCACUGAGAGGAAUUGUACCUGGUGGUGAUCAAAUGAAUACAGUAAUGGUUAUUGAUGAAGCAGUCAGAUAUCUAAAGUCUCUCAAAGUUGAAGUGCAGAAGAUUGGAGCUGGGAAUUUUAAGAAUUAAGUUUUAAUUUCGUCUGGUAUUUAACUCCAUUUCUAAGAUACGGGCAAUUAUGCACCAGUUGGUUUCCCUCUGUCUUGGCUGGUUGGUAUUAGGUGAAUAAUGAUGGCAGCUUUAUUAGGCAACCAUGUUCAUGUUCCAACGAUCCAAUUAUAGGUUGGUUGCCACAAAGUGAAGACAUUAAUGAUUGUUCUCUCUUAAAUUUAAAUUUCUCUGUAACCUCAGUUUCUAUGUACUCUUUAGUUGAGUGAAGAUUGGCUUGAUGUUUAAUAUGUAUUACUCUAUUCUACUAGCAGGUAUUCUGUCUGGCCUGUUACUAGUUAGUACUACUUUUAAUGUUAUUUUGUACUUGACUUUAUGUCUAUCUAAUUAUUCCUAUUUCCUA